AUGUCGAGCCUGCGGGGCUUGGUUGGUAAAGGAGAGGACAGUGGCCAGGAUGGCAAUUUUGGCGUCGAUUAUGUGAUUCAUUAUCGAGUGCCGCCCAAAGAGAGAGCCAAAGCCGAAGCCGCUUUUGUGCAGCUCAUUGAAGCCCUCGCCAACAUUGGUCUCACCACUUCCGUCCGCUGCUGUGAUGAGACCUCUCUACUUGUAUUCACCAGGCUCGCCUCGGAUGAUGUUCUGGGCCAGCAGGUCUAUAGCUCUCGCCUCCAGGAUUGGCUGCAGGGCGUUCGUAUCACUGGCCCAGGAAGCGACGUUUCACAGGCAAUUCAUGAUGAGCCCGUUACCGAGGCAGAGAGGCUGCGGCUGAUAUACCUGCUGAUUACCAAGUCUCGGAACGAAGGAGGCGCGGGAAUCACCCAAGGCCAGGGACAGUGGAAAUACGUCGAGUCCAUCUUCCCGCUUCACAACAAUGCGUUCAACAAGGAGUGGCUGCAAAAAUGGAGCCAAAAGUAUGUUUUGGAACAAUCCGAUUUAGACGACAUUCGAGACAGGUUUGGCGAGAAUGUCGCGUUUUACUUUGCCUUUCUCAAGGAUUACUGUCGCUUUCAAAUAUUCCCCGCUGCUAUAGGCUUUGCUGCGUGGAUGAUAUUGGGUCAAUUUUCCGGGUUUUACGCCAUCUGCAACUGCCUCUGGUCCGUCGUCUUUUUUGAGUACUGGAAGCGGAAAGAGGCUGAUUUGGCUAUUUCGUGGGGGGUCCGUGGCGUCUCCAAAAUACAGCAUCAGCGACCAGAAUUUCAGUGGGAUUUUGAGGCUGCAGACUUGGCUACAGGAGAACCUGUCAAGGUCUAUCCUUUUACUAAGCGGCUGCAGACUCAGCUCCUUCAGAUACCAUUUGCCUUAGCUUGUGUUGUUAUUCUUGGUGGACUUGUCGCAACAGUCAACUCUCUGGAAAUCUUCAUCAAUGAGGUCUAUGGCGGCCCAGGAAAGCAGUAUCUGGGCUUCCUUCCUAGCGUACUUCUUGCUGUUCUGACUCCAACUUUUUCCACCGUUCUUAUGACCGCAGCCAAACGACUGACGGAUAAAGAAAAUUACGACACCAUGGAUGCACAUCAUGCGGCUCUUGUGCAGAAACAGUUUGUCCUCAAUUUCAUGACCUCGUAUAUGGCUUUGACAUUCACGGCAUUUGUGUACAUUCCUUUUGGCAACGUCUUGCAGCCAUUUUUGAACUUUUGGGGCAAGACGGCACAAACCAUCACGAUGAGCGAGGUUCCCCUGGACACUCGUCAGUUUCAAUCUAAUCCCCAGCGAAUCGCCAAUCAAAUGUACUAUACCACGGUCACAGCGCAAAUCAUCAACACGCUCACAGAACUUGUCGUGCCGUAUAUUAAACACAAGGCCUUUGUCAAGGCCAAGGAGCUCUCAACCAAGGACACGAUUACAAGCAACGACCCACCUGAAGAAGUCGAAUUCUUGAAACGGGUGCGAAACCAGACCGGACUAGAGGUGUAUGACGUUACAGCAGAUUACCGCGAGAUGGUUAUGCAGUAUGGUUAUCUCUCUCUCUUUUCUGUCUCAUGGCCUCUUACGGCCUGUUUUUUCCUCUUGAACAACUGGGUCGAGUUGCGGUCUGACGCCCUAAAAAUCAUCAUUGGCUGUCGCCGACCCAUCCCAUGGCGAGCUGAUUCUAUCGGUCCGUGGCUGACGGCUCUUGGCUUCCUUUCAUGGCUUGGUAGCGUUACCAGUGCCGCCAUUGUUUAUCUCUGCAGCGGUGAUACCUCUGCAUCUCCUAUCACCGCGGGUGGCGUCCUUCUGAGCAUCCUUCUGGCGGAGCAUUUCUAUUUUGCAGCCCAGCUCGCCGUCAGGUUUGUCAUGGCUAAGGUGGAGAGUCCCAGCCUGCAGAGGGAGCGAAGGGAACGCUUCCAGUUGAGGAAGAAGCUAUUGGAAGAGACUGUCGGCCACGUGGCGGGUGAGAAGGCUGAAGUCGCCGUCCCAGGGAUCGAAGCGACGGAGCAAAUCACUAGGCAAACACUGGAGGAGGAGGCCCGUCUGGCCUCGAUCCAAGGACAUGGGUCUCCCGAAGAAAUGUUCUGGCAGCGUCAGCGAGGCAUUCAGGAGACAAUCUUGGUCGGGCGGAAAUUGAUCGAAGAGCAGUCUAGCGGCAAGUCUUGA
Messenger RNA from Trichoderma gamsii, 2163 nucleotides. RefSeq lists its product as hypothetical. Gene Ontology annotation, biological process: chloride transmembrane transport. The record is from RefSeq and is a predicted model, not a curated record. The transcript has 7 exons. Lineage: Eukaryota; Fungi; Ascomycota; Sordariomycetes; Hypocreales; Hypocreaceae. Gene Ontology annotation, cellular component: cortical endoplasmic reticulum. Gene Ontology annotation, molecular function: chloride channel activity. Bases 1 to 2163 code for a protein of 720 amino acids.